UUCGCCGCUAACCGUAUCUGGGCUGUCCAGCUUGGCCACACGUAUCUCUCCUAUUGCUUCACCUCCAUCGAUAUUUUCCAAGAGAAGUCCAUUUCUUCCAGACAUCCGGCUUGCUUCACCGGCUUGUAUUCUCUGCUUCAUUAUCGAAACGGCUGCCGACCGCCUUUGGCUCGUUCCGGCCCGGAAGGGAAGCUGAGCUCCAUACCGAAACUUCACCUACCUCACACACCUCAGUCAUCCACGCUUUGACAAACAUCGUACGAGGAGAGCUUGGUGGUUAUCGUGGCGAAACUCAGUCCUUGAUAAGAGAUUCGAGCAUUGUUAUGGCAGAGCAGAGCAGCCACGAUGUGGUAAACCAAACCCGGUCGGGCGGCGAGAUAUCGCCUUCCGACGUUCCUGCAAACAAACCCGACAAUAUCAAUGCUGGAGAGGACGCGGGGGGGUUUAAACAACAGAAUUCAAACAAUGACAACGAUAGCAACGACAACAACAACGAUAGCAAAUCUGAACAGCGAGCCGACCCAAAGACACAGGAGAGAGCGCAUGACACCCCUGAAACCAGAAACGAUGGAAAACCAGCAAUCAAUGGACUUGGGGAAACAUCGCAUACCGGUGAUGAUAGACUGUCUCCGCUUCAGCUUGGUGACGCCAGUGGAGGAUCCGACACAGAUACCAGUAGAACGGAUCUCCGAUCAUCAGCGGACCGGAGCCAACAUAUACGCACUAACUCCGUUAAGAGAACGUCCGUAUUCAAACCAGUCUCCUACGCCAAGUUUUCCGUUACGAAAUCACCAGGGCCCCUGCAGACAUCCAAAGCAAGUGCGGACAAGACGUCGUUUGCAUCUGCAUCUUCAACUCCAUCAGUUUCACAACCUGCAAAACCUCGAUUGGUGGCGAAGUCGACAGGUGGGCUGCGAGACUCGACACCGAAGUUGACGGGUAUUGGUAGUAAAAGUGGCAAUGGUGGUCCUGAUCCAAAUCAGGUCUGGAACAAAAACAGACCUGUCCAACCACCAACCAAACACCUAACAGAUGAGGAGCUGAAAAAGCAAUAUGGAAUACACAUGACCUCCAGGAUUCAGGAAGAUGGGAACGGAACGGAAGCUAAGUGGGCAGAUAUCGAUGAUGACGAGGACGAUUGGGCUCCUGAAGUAAUAGAAUGGAAUGACGGCACGAAGAUUAAACUCACUCAAACAGAAAAUGUUCCGCUCCCUGGAGAGAAAGAGAAAGAUACAACGAAGGACAGAAAGCCGUCUCCUCCCUCGCUCGAAAGCAGAUCCAAGCUCUUACUUUCUAAAACUAGUUCUGCGGGCCCAAAUGCGACUGUACUGAAACUUGGAGCAGGCGCUGAUAAACAACACAGAUCAGGGGAGACAAAGGGACACAACGAGAAACCGACCCUUACUUCCAGAGCUCAGUCUGCAGCUCACAGAUCUCCUUGGGCUCCUCUACCUCCAAUUGACAAAGUUCCCCCUGUGACCAUCAACCCACCUCUACCUGGUCCCCCAACCCGCUUUUCACAACGUGACCCUCAUGGCCACGCCCCUGGGCCAGCAACCUCAGGUCCAGCAAAGGAAAUUGCGGCAGAUGAUUUUAAUCGGUCAUGGAGAGAUACUCAUUCUAGUGCCCCUCGUGAACUUUAUAACUCGCAAUCUGGCCGGUAUGAGCCUGUUCUGGAUACUCGACGAGGCCCAGCUCGAAUCGAAGCAAAUUUCAGGCCACCUUCGCUCCUACAGCGGCCCACCCACGAACAACCAAACCUCGCAGAACCCUCCCCAACAUUCCAGUCUCGUGGAUCAGCUGCUGAUGGUGCUUCUUGGGGAAGGAGACGUACAUCUUCCAAUGUUAGCGGAGGAAGUGGCGCAUUUGGUCGCCGGAUGUCGCUCGGAAAAACUCCCGUUAAUGGGGUCAAUGAACGGCCAUCAUCGCCUCUCCCCCACCAGAGAGGACCAUACCCCUCUCGUGGCAUUUCGCCAUCCCAACCCUCCACUCGCCAAAACCGCGCAGGGCCUCCAUCCACUCACUAUGCGCCUCCCGGGUUUCAUGGUGGUGCCCCUCAACAAUCGGGUCCGCCAGUAACAGACGAGACAGCACAACAGCAGGUACCGUUCGAGGAUCCGAUUGCAAUGCAACAACGCAUCAUGCGCGAAAAGAGGGAACUUGCAAGACAGCGCCGUAAGGAAGAGGAAGAAAGGGAAGAGGCAGCAAAACAAGAAAGAAUUAGAUUGAAACUUCAAGCUAUGGGAGUGCCCCCUGAAAAACCAUCGGAAAAGACUCCCGAGAAGCAUUCCGACCGCCCGUCGGAAAAGCCAGCCGUCGAGGAAUCAUCUGCGCCGUCUGAAUUAUCAAAGCAAGCGGCAGGAGGAACUGGUUAUUCACCCCCUAAGCCUCCUCCUGUUCCUGAACCUUCCGGGGAGCCAAAACAAUAUGGAAUGAUGAAAGUACACCAUCCAGCAUCCGCUAAAAAAUUAGUAGCAGCGAGCGAAAGAGGUCCAGACCGGUCAUUCGCAAACAACCAACCCCGCCAACCGCCAUCCCCCUCCCGAGAUUCUAAAUUAGAAUCUGCCAGGUCUCUCCCAACAAAUGUCAAUGGAGUACGUCCUUCCACGGAGUCUUCUCCAACAGAAUCACGUCACGAGUCCAUUCUAGAUGAAAAGCCGCCGCAGUGGAAAGGACCCCUUGCGGGAACAGCAACCUACACUUCGUGGUCUGGCCAGAACCUUAGUUCUCAUCCCCCUCCGACUUCGUCAUUGUGGGGCCCACUAAGCAAUGAUAAGGCACUGGGAAAUGGCACUUUCGAUAGGAAUUUGACUGGAUUUCCUUCCCGAGAUUUACCACUCACGAUUGGGCUACCGCCCACAGCAGAUCGACUUGGAAGUACCGAAAGGCCGCAGCCCAUGGUAGAUAACGGCCGUCCGUUAUCGCCACUAGCAUCCCCCCAAGAACGACCUUCUCGACUUGCCAUCAACGAGCCUCUUAAGCCAAUUGCUCGACCAACACCUAUAGGGCCCCCAAGCUCCCAUACACAACCACAACGGUGGCAAAAUGACCAAGUCUCCCGUCGAUCACAGGACGCAGCUGGCUGGAAUGAUUUCCAUACUGUUGCAGCGAAAGCAGAACUGGACGGGGGUGAGAACUUUCAUCGAGAAUUUGCAGCCUUGCGUGAUGAAGAAACGCGGAGCGGCCUUAGCCCUGCCUCCCUUCAAGUUUCAUUUAAUGAAACAUGGCGGCAAGUCGAGAAUGAUCCAACUGGUCAGCGCCACGGGACUACCAGAACGAAUGAUCGGGGAGCAUCACUUCCACCGUUGCAUGGAUUCCCGCCAGCAGUUCCUCCAUUGCCUUUCUCCGAUGUGUCUACGAAGACCCUCCCGAAUGCUACCGGAAGAGAAUCGAGAUUUUUCCCUCCCGGUGGGGACCAGCUUAGAAGGCCGGCAAAUAUCCCUAACAUAUAUCCCCAAAGCCCUUCACCGCCUCCACCAGACGAUAUUUCCAGCCACCCAGUUUUUACUGGAGAUUCUAAUCGGCCGUUGGUCCACUUGCCAACCCCGAAACCUCGUGUGAAACUCCCUCCGCGGCAAACCUCACCACCACCUCCGCCCGCCACGUUCGCUUCCAUGGCUGCGGCUCCGGCAGUCCGUCCCCCUCCUCAACUCAUUGCGAACACCACGUCAUGGCAAGACAGAUUUAAUGGGUUGUUUGGUAAAAAGCCUUCACCGGGUAAGACUUACGCUCUUGCCGUUACCUCCGCUACCAAGGAGCCUCUUGAAGUUCAGCCAUCCACAUCUCCCGCGUCCGUAUCCUUUCCACAAUAUGACGAGAUGGAACUUCUCCGCGAUGCCGGUAGAGCUACGUCUAAGGAUGUUGAGGAUGAGGAGGCUAUUUUUGAAGACCGGGAAGCAGGCUCGACUCCAGUUGUGAAAUUGCCAAUCAUAGCUCCCAAGGCUGCGUGGCUACCAGCUCUCCCACCACCACAUUCCCGCUUGCGCCCUAAAUAUCAGAAGCCUGUCCAGCCCUUGAGCAUUGAGCCGUAUAUUGCGGGUUUUUUUGACGAUGACAAUACAUCAGUUAUCAUUCAUUUACCCGGUGGGGAUGCAGCCAAGACACUCAUGUUGCCAAAGAAGGGAGGCAACACGCCUCCCCGCCCGAGGGGUCCUUCAACCUUCAAACAGCGGAAAAAUGCGAAGCCUAGAGACGGAUCUGGCAACUAUAGCCAUUCCCACGCAUCAAGAAAACAUCCACACUCUUCUACACAGCGAGCGGCCCAAAGCAGUGGCAGCUGGGCCAACCGUGCGUCUAACACCGCCCAUUAGUCUAUUCGAAUGCGAAUUUUAGGAAUUUGGCAUCAUAUUGCGUGGCAUGUUCUAGGUUGCAUUGGCUAAUGACCUGCAUCGCUACCUUUGCAAGUGUUGAGCUGAGAGCACUCUACUUUUUCGGGAGGUACCUGGGGCCACUAUUUACCUGUACCCUUUUUUCUUUUUCUUUUUCUUUUUUUUUCUUUUUUUUCUUUUUUUUCUUUUUUUUUUUUUUUUAAGCUCUUUUUCGUUAUGUUUUAUUCUAAUCCUACGCUUAUACUCGCUGUACCUGCUCUCUUUCCAUUUUCUCUUCGCUCGAUUAACCCUUUACAUCUCACCAUUUAUCCCCAUCAAACUCUACGCCCCACCUCCCACGAAACUUAAACACCAUCCACAUUAAGGGUGCUCUUCAUACUGAGAGGUGCGAAAUUUACCUUAAAGGAACGAAGAUGAGCUAGUUUUUUUCAUACUUUUUAUGUGCACCUCUUACCAUCCAGAGACAGCGCCUUAAAUCCCGUGCAAACAAAGGUGACGAAAAUGAUUCCUAGCAUUAUAAAGGCCUGUACAUUAUUCCCUUUAUUUUUAUCAAAAUUAACCAACGUCUUGUUACCAUAUAGUGUGAAGAUUAUUUUCUUUUGUUAAAUUAAAUGCUGAUGAAGCUGUAUUCAAAGCUCGCGAUUUUGAAUAUAAUACCAUGAUGUUUAGCAGUCGUAGAGGCUCAAGCUGCGUCGGCGGGUGGAGUUUGAUUACGCAGGUCAGGCAUUGACCCUGACGGGGGGUGUUGUGGUGAAGGCAGUCUGGGAACGACGACUGUAGCCAUGAUUUCGUUUCCCUUUGGGUCUGGAAUUAUUGCACACGUUGAACAGCAGACUUGGUGUAUUUCCCACUACCAUUAAGGUAGGUAUCACGACUCUUCGCAGACGGACCAAAUGGUCGCAUCGCAUGCUGUCACAGAGAUCUUGAUGGCAAUGUAUAUAUAUAUAUCUUCAAGCCCUGUUCGAAAAGCACGUUACUACUUAUGCCGUUCUAAAUACUGUCUCAUUGCUUGCUUGUUACGUAGCUUUCUAUACCGAACGUGGUAAUUGCAUGUUGAUUAGUAGGAUACAUGCAGAGAAGGUAGCCCCAAUAUAUAAAUGCUGGGGCUAGUAAAGGACAUGAAAAAGAAGUGAAACGCCGUGAAUGCAAGCAAGGACUGGAAAGAAAUAAGUCACCGAGAAAAAAACCACCUUCUGAAGCACACCAAACGCCUCGCUGAGUCAAACCAUGAAACGCUCAAAAUCAAACAAAUAAACUCGCACCUAAAACAAAACCAGAAAAGGUAAAAGCCGUCCGUCGGGCUGUAGGGGGAAACCCUGCCCACCUAUAUAGAAACAGGAAAGGCGGAAGGCAAAGAAAAAGGAGAAAAGCGAGGAAGCGCCUCUACCAAUUCCACGUCCGACUUGACGCAGUAAAGACAGGGGGUUUCCACUGUAACCUGGCGGGAUCGAUCUUGCGGGCGCCUUUGAUUUUUUCUUUCUCCAGCCGUUUUUUGUGUUGUUCGAUCACGGCAUCGGUGAGGACGAUGAUCC
Blastomyces gilchristii SLH14081 is the source of this 5860-nucleotide messenger RNA. RefSeq lists its product as hypothetical. Lineage: Eukaryota; Fungi; Ascomycota; Eurotiomycetes; Onygenales; Ajellomycetaceae. Bases 324 to 4310 code for a protein of 1328 amino acids. The record is from RefSeq and is a predicted model, not a curated record. The transcript has 5 exons.